CCUGGCAGGCGGAAAAUUAUAUCGGGCAGCAUGGCCCCGACCGCAGCUUCCCGGUGGCAGCACCGACUACUUCUCACAGCAUUUUUGGUCGUCGUAUUAUCGCAGCUAUGCCACGGAGCCGAUUUGGUGAUCGAGAUCCCCGGCAACCAGGGGCUGGACGAUUCGUUCUACCGGCUCGACUACUACCCACCGAUCGGCAACCCGACGCCUAACACGACGAUCGCGUCGCGGGAUGUUGGCGACGAGAUCCAGUUCUCCAACGGGCUGCCCGGCACGCGCUACAACUUCUGGCUGUACUACACCAACUCAACGCACAAGGACUGGCUGACGUGGACGGUGUCGAUUACGACGGCGCCGGAUCCGCCGGCCAACCUCACCGUCAUCCCGCGCAGCGGCAAGAACGUCAUCAUCAACUGGAGCCCGCCCGCCCAGGGCAACUUCUCGUCGUUCAAGCUGAAGAUCCUCGGCCUGUCGGACAACUUCGCCACCAACCAGACGGUCGCGAUCGAGGAAAAUCAGUUCCAGUAUCAGGUGCGCGACCUGACACCCGGCGCCACCUACCAGGUGCAGGCGUACACGCUGUACGAUGGCAAGGAAUCGGUGGCCUACACGAGCCGCAACUUCACCACGAAACCAAACACGCCCGGCAAGUUCAUCGUGUGGUUCCGCAAUGAGACCACCCUGCUGGUGCUUUGGCAACCCCCGUACCCGGCCGGCAUCUACACCCACUACAAGGUAUCGAUCGAGCCGCCCGACGCGCUCGGCAGCGUGCUUUACGUGCAGAAGGAGGGUGAACCUCCCGGACCGGCGCAGGCGGCAUUCAAGGGACUCGUGCCGGGCCGCGCGUACAACAUCUCCGUGCAAACGAUGUCCGAGGAUGAAAUUUCCCUGCCGACCACGGCCCAAUACCGGACGGUGCCGUUGCGCCCGAUGAACGUAACGUUCGACAAGAAGUCCAUCUCGGAGAACUCCUUCAAGGUGAUGUGGGAAGCACCGAAGGGCACCAGCGAGUUCGACAAGUACCAGGUGUCACUGUCGACCUCCCGCCGGCAGCAGGCUGUCCUGCGGAACGACAACGAAAACAUGGCCUGGCUCGAGUUCAAGGACAAUCUUGAUCCGGGCAAGACGUACCAGGUGGUGGUGAAGACCGUCUCUGGCAAGGUGACGUCCUGGCCGGCUAGUGGCGAUGUGACGCUGAAACCACUCCCGGUCAAGCAGGUCCAGUCGGCCACCGAUAGCAAGACGGGUGUGAUCACCAUCUCGUGGCAACCGGACGAUACGAGUACGCAGGACGAGUACCGGGUCAGCUACCACGAGCUGGAGACAAACAAUGGUGACUCGAGCACGAUGAGCACAAACCAAACGUCGUUCCAGCUGGAAACGCUGCUGCCCGGCCGGAACUACUCCGUCACGGUGCAGGCGCUCUCGAGAAAGAUGGAGUCGAACGAGACGGUAAUCUUCGUGGUGACGCGACCGUCGUCGCCAAUCAUCGAGGAUCUGAAGUCGAUCCGCGAGGGUCUCAACAUCAGCUGGAAGAGCGACGUUAACUCGAAGCAAGACAAGUACGAGGUGACGUACACCCGCAACGAUACCAACGAUGGCAAGACGGUGCUGACCACCGAGAGCCGGUUGGUGUUCACGAAUCUCUAUCCGGGUGCCGGCUACGAGGUGAAGGUGUUCGCCGUCAGUCACGGACUGCGCAGUGAACCGCACUCCUACUUCCAGGCUGUCUAUCCAAACCCACCGCGAAACAUGACAAUCGAAAAGGUGACGAGCAACUCGGUACUCGUACACUGGAAACCACCGGAGCGGUCUGAGUUCACCGAAUACUCGAUUCGGUAUCGGACGGAAAGCGAGAAGCAGUGGAUCCGACUGCCUUCGGUCAAGGCCACCGAAGCGGACGUUACCGAUAUGACGCCGGGCGAGAAGUACACCAUUCAGGUGAACACGGUCAGCUAUGGUGUGGAGAGCCCCAACCCUCAGCAGGUCAAUCAGACGGUGCGACCGAACCCGGUCUCGAAUAUUGCGCCGCUCGUCGACUCGAACAACAUUACGCUCGAGUUCCCGCGUCCGGAAGGUCGUGUCGAGACGUACAUCAUACACUGGUGGCCGACGGAGCAACCGGAGCAGGUGUCGAUGAAGAACUUUACCGAAUCGAAUACAAAGCCACCGCUGGUGCGUCUGUUGAUCGGUGACCUGAUGUCCGGUGUGAUGUAUAACUUUAAAAUUCAAACCAUUUCCUACGGGUUGACGAGCGAUGUGACCAAACUGCAAACGCGCACAAUGCCGCUGAUCCAGUCGGAGGUGGUAAUCGUCAACAACAUGCACACCCGCGACACGGUCACGCUGAGCUACACGCCAACGCCGCAGCAAUCGUCCAAGUUCGAUCUAUACCGGUUUUCGCUGGGCGACCCCACCAUCCCGGACAAGGAAAAGCUUGCAAACGACACCGACCGGAAGGUCACCUUUACCGGUUUAACUCCGGGCAAGCUGUACAACAUCACGGUGUGGACGGUGAGCGGUAAGGUGUCGAGUCAACCGAUCCAGCGCCAGGAUCGAAUGUUCCCGGAUCCGAUCACGCGGCUCGAGGCGACCAACAUCAACGACACCUGGAUCGACCUGAAGUGGGACAUCCCCAAGGGAGAGUACACCUCGUUCGAGGUGCAGUACCUGAUGAACGAUACGCACUACGUGCAGAACUACACGGUCAACAAUCACAUCACCAUCACGGAUCUGAAACCGCACCGUAACUACACCAUCACGGUGGUCGUACGUUCCGGGACGGAGUCGAGCGUGCUGCGGGUCAGCUUACCCGUUUCGUCCAACUUCCAGACCAAGGAAGCCCUCCCGGGACGGAUGGAUAAGUUCGCCCCGAUCGAUAUUCAGCCGAGCGAGAUCACCUUCGAGUGGUCGCUGCCACCCAACGAGCAGAAUGGAAUUAUCCGUCAGUUUACGAUCACGUACGGACUUGACGGGUCCCAGCACACACAGGUGAAGGACUUCCGGCCGAACGAGCUGCGCGGGUCGAUCAAGGGACUGCAGCCGGGCAAGUCGUACGUUUUCCGUAUUCAAGCGAAGACUGCCAUCGGCUACGGACCGGAGCACAUCUGGAAGCAGAAAAUGCCUAUUCUAGCUCCGCCUAAACCCGAGACGCAGGUAGUCCCGACAGAGGUGGGCAGCACGGCGACGACGAUCGAGAUCCGCUUCCGGAAGCACUACUUCAGCGACCAGAACGGUGUCGUUACGACAUACACGAUCAUCAUCGCCGAAGACGACUCGAAGAACGCUUCCGGGUUGGAGAUGCCCAGCUGGCGCGACGUCCAGUCGUACAGCGUGUGGCCACCGUACCAGGUGAUCGAACCGUACUACCCGUUCAAGAAUAGCUCCGUGGAGGACUUUACCAUCGGCACGGAGAACUGCGACGCGAAGAAGACGGGAUACUGCAAUGGACCGUUGAAGUCGGGCACGGUCUACAAGGUGAAAGUGCGUGCCUUCACCGCUCCGGACAAGUUCACCGAUACGGCCUACAGCUAUUCGAUCCGCACAGCCCAAGACAACACAUCGCUCAUCGUGUCCAUCACUGUGCCAUUGCUAAUUAUCCUAAUCCUGGUGGGUGUAGUGCUGUUCCUACGCCGACGUCGACACACGGGCCGCAAAACCACCGAGCAACGCACCAACGACAAUAUGUCCCUGCCGGACAGCACCAUCGAAACGAGCCGUCCAGUUCUGGUGAAGAAUUUUGCCGAACACUAUCGCAUGAUGUCCGCUGAUUCCGAUUUUAGAUUUAGUGAAGAGUUCGAAGAACUGAAGCAUGUGGGCCGGGAUCAACCGUGCACAUUCGCGGACCUACCGUGCAAUAGGCCUAAGAAUCGUUUUACGAACAUUUUACCAUAUGACCAUUCCCGGUUUAAGCUUCAACCGGUUGACGACGAGGAAGGAUCUGAUUACAUUAACGCGAACUACGUACCGGGCCACAACUCACCCCGGGAGUUCAUUGUGACGCAAGGUCCGCUGCAUUCGACGCGGGACGAUUUCUGGCGCAUGUGCUGGGAAAGCAACUCGCGUGCGAUCGUCAUGCUGACGCGAACCUUUGAGAAAGGUCGCGAGAAAUGUGACCACUAUUGGCCGCACGACACCGUUCCGGUGUACUAUGGUGACAUCAAGGUGACGCUACUGAACGACAGCCAUUAUCCCGACUGGGUCAUAACGGAGUUUAUGAUGACGAGGGGAGAGCAACAGCGCAUCAUACGCCACUUCCACUUCACGACAUGGCCCGACUUUGGCGUGCCAAACCCUCCUCAGACGCUGGCACGGUUCGUACGAGCCUUCCGGGAGCGCGUCGGACCCGACCAGCGGCCGAUUGUGGUGCACUGUAGUGCCGGCGUCGGCCGUUCCGGCACCUUCAUCACGCUGGAUAGAAUAUUGCAGCAAAUACAGGUGUCCGACUAUGUCGACAUCUUCGGCAUCGUCUGGGCAAUGCGAAAAGAACGUGUCUGGAUGGUUCAAACAGAGCAGCAAUAUAUCUGCAUCCAUCAGUGUCUGCUGGUCGUGCUCGAGGGCAAGGAAGGCACGGAGCGUGAAAUUCACGACAAUCAAGGCUACGAAGAACCGCGAGAUGACGAUCAACAGUCCGAGGAACAGUUGCUGAUCGAAAACCGUUCCGAUGACGAUCUAGAUGAAGGAACGACUGUGAAGGAACAGGAAGCCGCCGUGGUGCUAGAAAAUGCCGAACUCGACCGACGGCGGAGUGUAGCGUCCUGCAAUGCCGGAUCAGGAGAAGCUUCUUCAGCCGGUGGGGAUAUGGGUAAGCAGCAACAACGAAGCUACACUGCCGCGGGAGAAACCACCGAGGAGGAGUUACUGGACGACGAGGAAGAGGUGGAAGUGACCGUCGAUGGGUUGAUGAUCGUGUCGAAGGUUGUAUCGACGCAGCACUCCACCGUUGGUUCGGAUGGACAACAACAGCACUCACACAGUAAUUCCAGCAACACGCACGAUCGCGAUCAGCCAUCGUCGGGAAUGGACGAACGAUCGAUCGGAAGCAGCGGCACCACGAGCAACACCAGCGCCAACAGUGGCUAUGAGUCGAGCCCGUGCAAGCGGCGUUCGAUGAACGGUGGCUCCGGUCAUCCGGAACAGGCGGUGCACGAUCGACGUUCACUGACGUUUUCCUGCGGUGGUGAAGUCGUUGCCAAGCCGGAGCAACUUAAUGGCCUAUCCGAUCAGCAUCGUCUACAGCAGCAGCAGCACCAGCACCAGCAGCAACAACAUCAGCAACAGGCACCUCACCAAGUUCAAGCUCCCGCGCAGCAACCGGCGGCCCAUCAGGCAACGCUCGCCGGCGGAGGGAAAAUGUGGAAGGAGGAAAGAUGACAGUUGGAGAACGAUAGCGACAAUCGAAGCAGCGGCCGCAGUAGCAUCGUGAUCGCUAUCAACGACGGCGAUAGCCAUGUAAAUAGCAACGCCUCGAACGUCGUCAUCUUGCGCGCGGACAACGACGCGGACGACGAUCGGACGAUG
Messenger RNA from Anopheles coustani, 5520 nucleotides. RefSeq names its product tyrosine-protein phosphatase 10D (gene Ptp10D). The record is from RefSeq and is a predicted model, not a curated record. Bases 31 to 5373 code for a protein of 1780 amino acids. NCBI's taxonomy places the organism in Eukaryota, Metazoa, Arthropoda, Insecta, Diptera, Culicidae. Gene Ontology annotation, molecular function: protein binding; protein tyrosine phosphatase activity. The transcript has 11 exons. Gene Ontology annotation, biological process: protein dephosphorylation.